Messenger RNA from Limulus polyphemus (Atlantic horseshoe crab), 6471 nucleotides. RefSeq names its product guanine nucleotide exchange factor DBS-like. The transcript is spliced from 24 exons. Gene Ontology annotation, molecular function: protein binding; guanyl-nucleotide exchange factor activity. Bases 1 to 3339 code for a protein of 1112 amino acids. Gene Ontology annotation, biological process: intracellular signal transduction. The record is from RefSeq and is a predicted model, not a curated record. NCBI's taxonomy places the organism in Eukaryota, Metazoa, Arthropoda, Merostomata, Xiphosura, Limulidae. Gene Ontology annotation, cellular component: cytoplasm.
AUGCCACUAGAUCAAAAUAUUGUAGCUACACAAAAAAACCAUCAAGAAAAAGAUAACAUCUCACCAGCAGAAAAUGCAGCUAUAAAAGAGCUCCAAACCAAUGAAAAAUUAACCAGAAAAGAAUCAAACAAAGGGAAAGGUUUUGUAGUCUUAACCAAAAACAGUUACAAAAGAGUACAAGAUGCAGACCUGGGCUUUGCAUUAGUUGUAGAUAGAAGAAAUGACAAAUGGAGUGCAGUGAAAACCAUACUGCUCAAGAUAUCUGGAUUUUUUCCUGGUCUUAUCCAGAUCGUAUUUGUUCUGCGACCUGUGGGUUUUUUCCAAAAAGCAAUUUCAGAAGUCAGCAACAAAUUUUUCAAAGAAGAAUUCAAAUUUAAGCUUAUUGUAUGUAGCACUGUGGAAGAAUUACAUGAACAUAUUGAACCUAGUCAACUCACAGAAGAUCUUGGGGGAACUAUUUACUACAGUCAUGAUGAGUGGAUUGAACAGAGAGUGGCAGUGGAGAAGUUUUCAACUAGUUUGCAGGAUAUCUCCUUAUCUCUUCGUGACAUGACACGAAGAUUACAGGACACAGAGCUGCCUAAUGAUGUCAGUUCCACUCUAAGUCUUUUGGAAAAUCAAGGAAGGGAGUAUAAAGAACUGAAGGAUGACUUACAAAGUGCAGCAAGGCAUGGAGAGACCUUAUUGAACUAUAUAAAACGACAAUUUAGUGAAGCUGGUUCUUUAGACAUGUGCUCUGAUAAACUUAUAAAUGUUACUGCAGUAGAAAGACUACUAGUUCAGCUGAAUGAAACAGAAAAUGGGUUUGACAGUGUUUGGAGUGACCAUGAAAACAAACUGUCUCAGUGCCUUGAGCUUCGAAGAUUUGAGCAAGAGUUCAAAGAGCUUCAGGUGAACAUGGCCACUAAUCUCAGAGAAUUGUACAGCUUUCCUGAAUCAGGAGAUUCUGUCUUGCAGAUUGACUUGCUGAUUGGACAAUUAGAGAAACUUAAGCUACAGACUGAGGACGACUUUGAUCGAAUGAAAGAAAUUCAGGCUAUGGGUAAAAACCUGAUUGUUUCCAAACAUUACGCCAUUGACUGUGUGUCACCCAAAUGUUUAGAAUUAGAGAGAAUAUGUAACGAGUUUCAGCAAAAACUUGACCUAAGAUUUGACCUUCUUUGGAAACACAGGGAUUUACAGGAAAGGAUAGAGAAAGCCAACAAAUGGUGUACAAGAGGUGUGGACCUUCUAGCCAGUCAACAGAUUGAGAAAUGUUCAUCGCCUGAGUAUGCUGAGUUGGCUCUUGAAGAGUUGGAAACAUUUCUCAAGAGUUCUAAUGAAUUCCGGUUAAACAAUCCACGAGAGUUUCACAACAUCUUUAAACAUAUGAUUACACCAGAGACUAAAUCUUUAGUGCAACAGGUUCUCCAAAGGAUAGAAGAUGUGCAAAUGAUGUGUGAGAAACGAAGAAACAACCUUCAAAAGCUUGUUUCACGUCCUCCUCGCCCAGUUCAGGCUGUAACACCUGAGCCAGCAGUUCCUUUUUCUUUACCCUCUGGUGGUAGUUCUGGCAGCUGUUUUUACCAGCGAGGUAAUAAAUCUCCAGAUGGUGAGCGCCGUUCCUUCAGGAAGGGGAAAACAGCACCUAAGAUGCACAUUGAGGUGCGGUUAGGGGAACCUAACAGCAUCUUACCCUCUCUACAAGAAUAUUGUUCACUGGAACUACAAUCGCCACAUAACCAGCAGGAAGUGAAGAAGGAUAGAAGACGCCAUGUCAUGACAGAAUUAAUUGAGACUGAAAAAAUUUAUGUAUUAGAGCUCAACAGUAUUAUACAGGGCUACAAGAGAGAAAUGGACAGCCCAGCUAUGAAAGAAUAUAUCCCAGAAACACUUUCGGGAAAAGGAGAAACUCUCUUUGGAAAUAUGAUGGAAAUUUACAACUUUCAUAAUAAUGUCUUCCUAAGGGACCUGGAGAACUGUAGCAGCAUGCCUGAAUUGGUUGGAUACUGUUUUGUUCAGAGGAGAGAUGCUUUACACAAGCUCUAUAGCACUUACUGCAUGAACAAGCCCAAAUCUGAAGCUUUGAGAAGGCAGUGUGGGGAUGAAAACUUGUUCUUCAAGGAAUGUCAGAAGAAGUUGGGACACAAACUACCACUAGGAGCAUAUUUGUUGAAACCAGUCCAGAGAAUAACAAAAUACCAGCUACUUAUCAAGGAUUUGUUGAAGUACACUGAUGAUGAAACAGCACAAGAAGAGCUCCAGGAGGCUUUAGAUACUAUGUUGGAUGUCCUGAAGUAUGUAAAUGACAGCAUGCAUCAAGUGGCUAUAACUGGAUUUCAUGGUAGCCUUGCUGACUAUGGUAAACUGUUAUUACAAGGACCUUUUAGUGUUUGGAUGGAGAAAAAAAAGGACAGAAUAAGAGAUCUCCGUUUUAAACCACAGCAACGUUUUAUAUUUUUAUAUGAACAGCUUGUUCUACUUACCAAGAAAUGUGGACGAGAUGAACAUCCUACUUAUGCAUUUAAAAAUGCCUUAAAGACUUCACAAAUUGGUUUAACAGAAAAUGUUAAAAGUUCACGAGGAGACAGUAAAAAAUUUGAAGUCUGGUUACAUGGAAGGUCACAAGUCUUUAUUAUACAGGCACCUUCCUUAGAGGUUAAAAAUACAUGGGUGAAAACUAUCAAAAAGGUUUUACUACAGCAAUUUGAAGAUCUCAAAGGUGAAAGUAGAAAACAACACACUGAAAAAGUCCCAAACAUUUAUAAUGGAACAAGAACAGCAGUUUCAAGUGCUCUCCAUAGAUCAAGAAACACAAUUGGCAGCCUUAGCUGGGACAAUUGUCCAACAGUCACCAACAAUAACCAACCUAUUGUUCAACAUGUUCCCGAGCUGGAGCGGAGAGCAACACUGCCCACAAUACGAUACCAUGGUUACAAAACAAAUAGCGUUUCAUACUCAGAAAAUCAUGAUGAUGGAUGGUCGACUGAUGACUUUUCACAGACUGAAGAUGAAGAUGAUGAUGGAGAUAUGUUUGUUUGUAGAAGUGAGGUUGGAAGUUCUUAUCAAGCCCUGGGAGAUUAUGAAGCUGUAGAUGUUGGUGAAGCUUCUCUUACUGAAGGGCAGGUUGUGGAAGUGGAGCGAGUGGGUUGUGCUGGCUGGUGGUAUGUAAGAGUCACGGAAAUAGGGACUCAUGGCUGGGUGCCAGCUAUGUAUCUUGGACCACUAAGUGGAAAAUAUGGCUCACACUCUACACCUUCAGUCAGCAGUCAAGAUUCAGGCAGUGGAAGCCUCUAUCAUGCAGUUAGUAGAACAAGCGUUGCUAGUACUGUCAGUUUGGAGGGUGCAUCAGCUUCGUAAAGGACUUUUCCAAGCAGUUAUAUAUUACUCUGUGGAUAAUAGUGAAAAACCACUGACUGGCAAGAAGUGGUAUAAAAGUCUGAUUGUUUUUUAUUUCAUUACAAAUGAUAAUGAAGAAUUAAGUUACUUGUUGCAGAUUGAACAGUUUAUAUGUAUGCCAGCUGUUGAUCAUCUAAUCUUUGUUUUCUGUUGAUGAUGUCCUUGUUAUUUGAAUUCUCCUACCCCACACUAGGAACUGCUUUACUCAAAUAUUGUGAAAGGAAAUAGUAUUUUGUGUAUGUUUGAUUUUUAUACACUAUAGAUACUUCAUAUUAUGUGUAUUUCUUUCAUCUGGUAAAAAGUAUGUUUUAAUGUAUUAUAGUAUUGUGUUUAAUAUUUGUAUAAAAACAUUAAGUCCUUUUAGGGCUGAAAACAGACUUUUGUCGAUUAUCAGUUCACUCCAAAGAACUAAUCGUUCUGUAAGUAGGUUAUUUUUAACAGAACUACAGAAGGGACUUAUCAUGUAGUAUUGAAAGUUCAGACUGCCAUAUGCUAUAAUUUACUGUACUGCCUACUACUACUCUGUACUGCCCAAAAAAAAAGGUAUCACAUUUCUUGUUCUUUAAAAUCAACUUCUUUAGAAAUGUUUUUCAUAUCACUUGUUACUGAAUAUUAUCUAUAAAGAAAAACAGUUUUCUUUGUUGCCUUUUAAAAAUGUUUUGCAUGAUGCUUGAUUUCUUAACUAAUGCUAAGGAUUUAAUGGUUCUUCAAAAACAUAGUUGGACUGAUCAUCAACAUCAGUUGUAAAGUUUGAUCUAGUUAUGCUAUGCCACCUGAGUCAUAACUUUUCAUAACGCCACUACUUUCUAUAUAUUUGUAACUAACAACUAUACUCUUUGAUCACAGAAAAACAAUUAAUACCAAGUUAAAAAGCUUAUUUUAAAAUAUCUGAUAUUAGGAGUAAAACUCAGUGGAAGGAACUGAAAAUCAACAUCAUGGUCUUUUUUUGUUUGAUCAAAUGUUGCCUUGAAUUUUGUGAUAAACAGCUUUCUGGAUGCUGAGUUCAUCUUCCAUAGAUGUUCAGUUUUCCGUCCCCUUGUGGCAAAGACGUUUAAGACUUUAGUACAGUUGCAUAACAUCACUGUUUGAACACAUUCAUCCAUUCAGUCAACGAAAUACCACUAUUUUAUCCACAGGAUUACAUUGGAUUUUGGUUUGGAAUAUUUCAGGAUAAAACAGAGAUUGGCAUAUGCUUCCCUGAAUUGAAUGAAUUUUUUUUUUCACGUAAUGUGAAAAUGUUUAGUUAAUUAUGAAUUAUAAAGUAUGUACAGAAGUUUAAGGGCACACUAUCAUCUUGGGAAUCUAGGGCUUAAUAUUGGUUAUGCCAUCUAGUGACAUUUUUUAGUAUCAUUACUCUAGUCUGAAUUUGAAUAUGAUAUAGGAUUGUAAAGUUUAUAUAUACUAAAAUUGUUUCGUUAGUAUUGACUUAAUAAAUUAGAUGGCAUUCUGAUGAUAACAUUCUAAACUCCUCAUUAGAAAAUGUACAUGAAUCUUAGAUCCUCAAGAUGACUGUAUGCCUUUUAAAAUCACUGUGAUGUUUUAAGAAAACGUUUUUGUAUAGAUUUAGGAGUUUACAGUUUUUUCAACUGCUUCAUUCUCUUACUGAGCUCAAAUUGUGUAACCAUUUUGCAAGCUCACUCUUUUGUAUACACUACCAUUGUGUUGGGUAGAAAUUUUUACAUUGCAGCAGAUUCAAACUGUUCUUAUUGAAACUAGAAGCUAUUUCUCUUGAAAUUUCUUUUUACUAUUAUAGAGAGGAACUAGUAACAUUUAUAAUGAAAUUUACUAUAGUAGUCAAAUAAUAGCUUGUUAAGAAAGCUUAUAUUAUUAUACUUACAGUAAAAUAUUUCUUUUCCCUUCUUUUCAGUAAACCUAUCUGUAUUUUGUUGAUUUUUAUUUGUCUAGUUGUCAGGCAAAGAGUUGCGGUAGGUUCAAUUUUCACCCCAAUUUUAUUGAAGGUUAAGAAAAAUGCCAUCAACAAUUUAAGCUACAUAUUCAUCAGAAAUUCUCUUUUGAGAGAUUGUACCUACACCCUUCCUUUCCUGCCUCCUAGCACAACAGAAUAUCCAAUCUAUCUGCUUCAAUUAGUGUGGGAAGAUUUUUUUGUUUAGCUAUUUAUAAUUAUACCUACUGGAUAAAAGAAAGGGUUGGUAUUGUGUUAGUGUCACACAUUCUAUACAAUGCCUCCUACAUUUCAAAAUAUUACACUUUUGGUUGAACUGUUGGUCAGAGUGAUAAAUACUUAAUUACUUGUUAUUAAUUCUUGACCAUUGGUAACUGCUGAUAAAAAUACUUAAUUACACAGAAUAGAUAUUUUUAUGGAAAUACAUUCACAUUGUUUAUAAGUGCGUUAAGAAUAUAGGUUGUGUUGAACACAAUUUACUUUCAAGAACUACUCAUUUUACAUUUUAGAAAAAUAAAGCAGAACGUAGUGAACCAAAUAUUCCACUGUAAAGUAUACAAUAUUUAUGAUUAAAAAGAGUUAUUUUUAUCUUCUAACAGGUAUGUAUUAUUAAACUUUCAACUGAAAUCCACAUUUGAAACAGAUAAUGAUAAUCAGUACAAGAUUUAUCAGUGAAAGGGAUUUUUGCAUUUUGCAUUCAUUAAUUUAUUAUACAGCUUAGUACUUGUAAACUUUUCUGUGAUACCUGUAUAUUGACAGUAACUGUCAGUAAUUUUCAGUCUGCAUAAUAAAAUUUAGGUAGAGCUAGAAUUCUUUUUUUUACAUAUGCAAUUCCGUAGGUUGUGAUUGUACUGUAAGCCAGAACUACCAAAAAAUCUAGAAUUACACCAUCUUUCUUUAUGGAGUAAAUAUAAUAUAGCCCAAAUACUACUUUUCUUUUUCAUUGAUUCCCAUUUCUUCAAUCUUUGUACUAAUCUUAGCCAUUACAUCUCAGAAGUGCACUUCAAACAGUGUCAAUCAUACCAGUAAUAUUCUGGAAAUGUGAAACCAAAACCUAAUGCACUUAUGGAUGACUUUCAGAUACAAUAAUUUUAGUAAUCUUUUGAACAGUCAUUGUGUUGUUAUAUAUAUAUAUCUUCGUACUGCCUCAUUUAUUUAAUUGUAUAGUUAGAAACAUUAGAAUAUUUCAU